AUGUCAACUACUCCGGCGAGUUGUUUGCGUUUAGACCGGGAGGAAGAUUGGGAAGGAGAUGCGUUUGGAAGCUUAGUUCAUUGCUUACGAGACCAAGAAAAUUUCCAAUGCGAAGGAAGCUGUGACAAAUGCAAAAAAUAUAUUGACGGAGUCUUACGAGAGGGUUAUUUGUGCUACGAUUGCGGGUUACAAGCUCAUAAAGCGUGUUCUGCACCAAAUUCAUUACAUUCUAGUGGCCUUGAACAGUUAACAAAUAAACAUACGUUAUUUGGAAUAGGAUUGUGUUCGCAGUUCGAUCCCGCCGAAAGACCUGCUCCCUAUGUGGUUAUGAGGUUAACCCAAGAAUUAGAAAACAGAGCAAGGAAUCUACCAUUUGUAGACAUCAGUAAAUUAUAUAAAGUUUGUGAUGAUGAUUCUGUGAAAACAUUGAAACAAAAAUUGAACGAGGAUUUAUACGGCGUCGAAUUAAGUGUAUUAAAAAACUAUUUAUUAGAACUUCCCGACCCAGUGAUACCUGUUCAAUCAUACCAAAUAUUUAUCGAAGCAGCUUUGUGUGGAAGUGAUUUUCAGUGUGCUGCCAGACUAACAAGUUUGGUACAUGAACUGCCAGAGCAUCAUAAGCUUACACUGCGGUUCUUGUUAGCACACUGCAUUCGUUUAUGUCAGUUGCACCAUGCAUGUGGUUACAAAAAUCCACAAAACGUAUUUAUUCAAGUGUUUUGCAUUGUACUUUUGCGACCUUCUUGGGAACAAUUCAAUCAAGUGGUUCACAAUUUGCAAGCUCACAUUCGCAUCCUAGAACUUUUAUUAUUGCAUGGAGACUGGGGAGAAAAACUACCAGAAUUUAUGUCUGCUCCUAUCUUACCCCCACGAAAGGUCUCCAGGCCUGGACCUCAUCCUUAUAGAGAUGAUUUGGAAUUGGAAAGGGAUCGUGAUUCUGCACAGCAGCAGCUUAAAGAUGCUGAAUGGUAUUGGGGUGACAUAACAAGAGAAGAAGUCAAUGAAAAACUAAUGAAUACCCCAGAUGGUACUUUUCUUGUUAGAAAUGCUUCCAACAAGGGAGGAGAAUAUACAUUAACUUUAAGAAAAGGUGGUACAAAUAAACUAAUUAAAAUCUGUCACAAAAAUGGAAAAUACGGUUUUUCAGAACCUUAUAAAUUUAAUUCUGUCGUAGAAUUAGUUAAAUUUUAUAAGACGUCAUCUUUGGCUCAAUAUAAUUCGACAUUAGAUAUAAAAUUACUUUAUCCAGUUUCUAGAUUUCAGCAAGAAGAUGAAAUAGCCAGUUCGUUGAAUAUAGAAAAAGUUGCUAAAAAAUUGGCAGAAAUAGAAGCUCAAUUGCAAGAUAAGAGUAGAACGUUUCAAAAAUUAAAAGAAGAUUUUAAUAAAAUAUCAAAAGAAAUUGAAGUUAAAAGAGGUCCCACGAUGGAUGCAUUCAUUGAAUUGACAAACAUGUUCAAAGAGCAGCAAGAAUUACAGGAAAGGUUCAAAAAGGAAGCUCAACCUCACGAAAUCAAAAGUUUAAUGGUUAACAGCGAAUUGCUCAAGCAGAGGAUAAAAUCUUUGGAAGAAAGUAGAGAGUUGUUGAAAGAAAAUUUAAAACAACAAGUUGCCUAUUACAAAACAUUGGAAAGAGAAAUGCUCACGGUCAAAAGAGAAAUGUUGGGUUUGUCGAAGCAAAAAGAGCAACACAUGAAAUGGCUUUUGUGCAAGGGAGUCAAACAAAGUCAAAUAGAUCAUUUUCUCGCUCCGGAAAGUUUAACGCCCUGGGGUUUGAGAGAAUUGGAAACGGAUGAAAAUUUAAAAUCCAUGCCUCACCAAAACGAAUACCUAUGGAAUUUGCCAGAAUGUUCGAGAGCUCAAGCCGCGACUCUGCUCGAAUCCAAACCCGAGGGAACUUUUCUCGUGAGACCGAGCAGUUCGGGUCAAUACGCUCUUUCCAUCGUUUGCAACGGAGUCAUAAAUCAUUGCAUAAUAUACCAAACGGACAGGGGAUUCGGUUUCGCCGAACCCUACAACAUUUAUCCGAGUUUGAAACAGCUCGUUCUCCAUUACGCGAACAAUUCCCUCGAAGAACACAACGAAGAAUUGAAAACGACACUCAUGUAUCCCGUUUUCGCGUUGACCAAUUCUAGAGAUUCAUCCAAAGAGGAAACGACAACGCAAUCGAACGCAAGAACCUGA
Messenger RNA from Pediculus humanus corporis (human body louse), 2181 nucleotides. Its product is annotated as Phosphatidylinositol 3-kinase regulatory subunit alpha, putative. The coding region runs from base 1 to 2181 and encodes 726 amino acids. Gene Ontology annotation, molecular function: 1-phosphatidylinositol-3-kinase regulator activity. The transcript has 2 exons. The record is from RefSeq and is a predicted model, not a curated record. Gene Ontology annotation, cellular component: phosphatidylinositol 3-kinase complex. Gene Ontology annotation, biological process: phosphatidylinositol phosphate biosynthetic process; insulin receptor signaling pathway. Lineage: Eukaryota; Metazoa; Arthropoda; Insecta; Psocodea; Pediculidae.